This is a messenger RNA of Mesoplodon densirostris (Blainville's beaked whale), 3676 nucleotides long. RefSeq names its product F2R like trypsin receptor 1 (gene F2RL1). Gene Ontology annotation, molecular function: thrombin-activated receptor activity. NCBI's taxonomy places the organism in Eukaryota, Metazoa, Chordata, Mammalia, Artiodactyla, Ziphiidae. The transcript is spliced from 2 exons. Gene Ontology annotation, biological process: positive regulation of Rho protein signal transduction; thrombin-activated receptor signaling pathway; blood coagulation. The record is from RefSeq and is a predicted model, not a curated record. The coding region runs from base 128 to 1321 and encodes 397 amino acids. Gene Ontology annotation, cellular component: membrane.
GUGCGCAGAGGCUCCAAUUAGGGGCAGGUGGGAGGGUGGCUUUCUCUCCUAGCGGUGAGUGGGACUCUGAGUUUCGAAUCGCUGGCAGCGAAUUCCCCGCCCGCCGGGUGUCAGGGCUGCUGGAAGGAUGCGAAGCCUGAGCGCAGCGUGGCUGCUGGGGGGCGUCAUCCUGAUGGGGACCUCUGCCUCCUGCAAUCGCACCGUCCUAGGAACCAGUAGACCCUCUAAAGGAAGAAGUCUCAUUGGUUAUGUUGAUAACUCACCUCAGGUCACUGGGAGAGGAGCAACAGUGGAACCAGGCGUUUCUGUGGAUGAGUUUUCUGCCUCUGUCCUCACUGGAAAACUGACUACUGUCUUUCUUCCAACUGUCUACACGAUCGUAUUUGCGGUUGGUUUACCAAGUAAUGGCAUGGCCCUGUGGGUCUUUCUUUUCCGAACGAAGAAGAAGCACCCUGCUGUGAUUUACAUGGCCAACCUGGCCUUGGCGGACCUCCUCUCUGUUAUCUGGUUCCCUUUGAAGAUUGCCUAUCACGUCCAUGGCAACAACUGGAUUUACGGGGAAUCUCUCUGCAAGGUACUCAUUGGCUUUUUCUAUGGCAACAUGUACUGCUCCAUCCUCUUCAUGACCUGUCUCAGUGUGCAGAGAUACUGGGUCAUCGUGAACCCCAUGGUGUACCCCAUGAAGAAGGCAAGCAUUGCCCUCAGUGUCUCCCUGGGAAUAUGGCUGCUGAUUCUGCUGGUUACUAUCCCCUUAUACACUGUGAAGCAGGCCAUCUACAUUCCAGCCCUUAACAUCACGACCUGUCAUGAUGUUUUGCCAAAGGAGGUGUUGGUGGGGGACAUGUUCAAUUAUUUCCUCUCUCUGGCCAUCGGAGUCUUUCUGUUCCCCGCCUUCCUUACGGCCUUUGCCUAUGUGCUGAUGAUCCGGACCCUCCAAUCUUCUGCCUUGGAUAAAAACUCAGGAAAGAAGAGGCAGAGAGCCAUCAAGCUCAUUGUCACUGUCCUGGCCAUGUACCUGAUCUGCUUCACUCCUAGUAACCUUCUGCUCGUGGUGCAUUACUUCCUGAUUAAAAACUGGGGCCAGAGCCACGUCUAUGCCCUGUACAUCGUAGCCCUCUGCCUCUCCACCCUCAACAGCUGCAUUGACCCCUUUGUCUAUUACUUCAUUUCACAAGACUUCAGGGAUCAUGCAAAGAAUGCUCUGCUUUGUCAGAGUGUCCGUACUGUAAAGCAGAUGCAAGUAUCCCUCACAUCACUUAAAUUCUCUAGGAAAUCCAGCUCUUACUCUUCAAGUUCAACCAGUGUUAAAACCUCCAAUUGAGUUUUCUAGCUCCUCGGGUGGAAGUUAUGUAGGGGGAUUUGGAACCUGAUUAACAUUAUGGGGAUGCUUCUGUUGUUUCCCAACCAAGUGGGUUUCACCACAUACCAUGUAUAUGCAACACCUCUCAGGAUUGCUGGGAGCUUCCCUGUUUGCAUAAGGAAAGUCCCCCAAAUUAACAUAGAUGUCAGUUUCAGAAUUCCUCUACUCAGGUGCUCUUGGAAACGGAACUGAUGGAAGCAGACUUUUCAGAAGGUGGAGAAAAGACAGAAACCCAGUGAUUUGCAAAGACUAGUAUUGGCGUGAAGACUAAGUUCUUAGCUAAAACUACAUUUUACAUCUGGGGUCAGUCACAACCAUGUUAGGGCUUCAGGGCCCUCAGAGAUGAUUGGUCCAAUUGACUGGCUUUAAGGAUAAGGAAACUAAAGAGGUGAGGCAGCUGCCCAGAAUCAGGUUUCCAACCAAUGGCAAUAAGUUAGGACUGGACAGUUUUGAAUGGUCAGUGGGGUUCUUGUACCACCUCAUCAAAAUCCUUGUGGAUCCUGUUGAAAAAUGCAGAUUCAUUAUACUCAGGAAUCAGAGCUCAGAAUCUGGGGACAGGGCCCAGGAACUUUCAUUUUAACAAGAUUUUCAUGCACUCCAAACUUUGGGAACUAUUGGUCUGGGUACUGCUCCGACUUGACAAGGGGCCAUGGCAGUUUUUGAAAAGAGAAGCAAAAAGAAUGUUGUGUGUCUCUUUUAUGUUCAGCUUAUAAUGAAUUCUGUUUGUUGACUCAUUGAGACUUUCAAUUAUUUAUCAAUCCUUUGAGCUUUUGUGUAUAUCAUUACCACUUCAGGGAAAAUACAGCAAGGAUUUUAAAUGUAGAAAAAUAAAUUUUGUGUAACUCUUUUUUUUUUUGCGGAACGCGGGCCUCUCACUGUUGUGGCCUCUCCCGUUGCAGAGAACAGGCUCUGGACGUGCAGGCUCAGUGGCCAUGGCUCACGGGCCCAGCCGCUCCGCGGCAUGUGGGAUCAUGCCGGACUGGGGCACGAACCCAUGUCCCCUGCAUCGGCAGGCGGACUCUCAACCAUUGCGCCACCAGGGAAGCCCUUGUGUAACUCUUUACUGACUUCAAUAAAAUCUUCAGGUUGUCUGAAUAAUAGAUUGUUUCACAACUAGGAAUAGUGUUUACCACUUAGUAUUUUAAAAAAUUAUUGUUGGACUAUUUAUUGCCAGUUUUGUUGACUUGUUAUCAAAUAUGAAAUUAUAAAACUGUCACUGGGUUUGAACCACAUCUGUUUGGAAAAGAACUUCUGAAAUAGAAGUGAUUUGCAAUGUGUUUAAAGAGGUACUUGACUCCAAGCUGACUUUAUACAACUGGUGUAUUUGUGACCUUUUAAAAUAAUUGUUUUAUUGUAUGAUUGAUUUAUAAAUAACACAUGACUGAUUUAUCUCUUUAUCUAACUUAUCUCUGAAUUAUGUGGCUUUUGCCUUCAUUUUUGUUUUCGAGGGAGGGAGUGAGAGAAGGGAAGCAAAGGCAUCACUCUUCUAAGAAGAAAUGUAAGUGAUUCUCACAUCUUAUUUUUUACGUAAAUAGGGCCAUAUUAUACACAUUGCUCUGUGAUAAGUGUUUUUCUUUUAACCACAUUUUAGAAUUCUUUCCACGUCUGCAUCUAUGAAUUGACCUCCAUUUUUAAAGGAUACAGACUACUUAAUAUUUUGGAUAUAUUGUGACGUUUUAGUCAUUUAGUUAUUUCCUACCUAUGGCUCCUGAAAUUGUUUCUCUCUCUCCCUGUUUUUUUUUCUUCCUCUUUUAAAACAGUGCUGGGCUUCCCUGGUGAUGCAGUGGUUAAGAAUCCACCUGCUAGUACAGGGGACACGGGUUCGAGCCCUGGUCUGAGAAGAUCCCACGUGCCACAGAACAACUGAGCCCACGUGCCACAACUACUGAGCCUGUGCUCUAGAGCCCAUGAGCCACAACUGCUGAGCCCGAGUGCCAUAACUACUGAAGCCCUCGCACCUAGAGCCUGUGCUCCCCAACAAGAGAAGCCACCACAAUGAGACGCCUGCAUGCACAGUGAAGAGUAGCCCCCGCUCACCACAACUAGAGAAAGCCCGCGCACAGCAACAAAGACCCAACGCAGCCAAAAAUAAAAUUAAUUAAUUAAUUAACUAGUUUAAAAAACAAAAAAGUGUCUCAUUGAACAUCUGUGUGUAGACAUCUUUGUGAGUAUUUCUGUAGGAUGAGGUCCUGAAAGUAGAAUGACCAGGUCAAAAGUUAUCGAUGCCCAUUUAAAAUUUAGGUAACGCUUGCCAAAUGGCCUUCAGUAAUUUAUACUUCUACCAAAAUGUAUGUUUGCACCUAUUUCCUGAAAUGC